AUGUCUUCUAUUCCUAAUUUUGAACCUUACGUGCUCAGCCCUCUUGAUCACUCAACUGGUUUGUUUUAUCUCUCGGCGUUUGUCACGUUUGAGCCGGAAGAUGUGACCGGGUCUGUAACUCUCAUAGAGCGGGGUUUCACUCGUUGUAUAGAGCUUUUACCAUUUCUGGCUGGGAAUGUUGCAUCAUCAGCUCAAUUGAAGGAUAAGGAGAAUGUCUUUGAAGUCCGACCCUCAACAGCGGAUUUCCUGCAGGAGUAUCCUAUGAUCAAGGUCAAACAUCAUCAAAAAUAUGUCAAUUCUCUGAACGGAAGUCCUGUCAUCAACAAUGACUUGCUUCUCAACGAUGGUUUUGUUUCAAGCUCAUUCACGACGGCUCUGGAGGAGCUCAGCCCUGUCUCAAGAGUGCAGAUCAACGUUAUGCCCGAUGGAAUUAUUAUUUGCUUCUCCUUCCACCAUUUCGUCAUGGAUGGUGCGGGCGUUGCAAAUGUAUUCGAGGCUCUUUCUAUCUGUUGUCGAGAUCUGAAUGCAACCUCAGGCUCUCUUCCCACAAGCCUUGCGGAAGAGCAAAAGUCUCGAGAAAUAAUAUUGAACGCCUCGUCGGCCUCAUCUGGUUUGGAGAAGUUUCAAACAGGCCGUGGAUCAAAUACUUGGGUUGGUGACAUGAGCUUAAAGUCGGAAUCUCCACUCACCAGGAUCAUUUCUUUCAAUGCGAUGAAGAUUGAGAAACUUAAGAUAGCAUGCACGGAGCUUCUGCUAAAAAAUAAGGAUCAAGAGUCAAGAUUACACUUCUCUCGAAACGCUAUUGCAUCGGCCGUGAUCUGGUUAUCUUUCAUUCGAGCUCGCCAUCAAUUUUUAAUGAAAAACGAUGAACCCUCUUCAACUGAGUCAGGGGUUCUGCUAGCCUGUGAUAUUCGCAAUAAGCUACAACCGAACCUUCCUCUUUCUUAUAUGGGCAAUGCGGUAGCAGUGACUGAAGCCCACAUUUCCACCGGAUCUAUCACAUCCACAAUGAAAUCGCCAAGCCCUCAUUCAACACAGUUGACGCGUUUCGACUCCGACGAUAUACCACAUAUUACCGAGUUAGCGACUUACAUCCAAGAAUCCCAUAAGACCGUGACGGCUGAUCACGUCCGCGAUUUCAUUUCUCACGUUGUCAAUAGCCAGAAUUGGUCACAGCCCCCUCGCUUUGGCGAUCUUGUGAUCAGCAGUAUAAGGUCUUUGGGCUUCUAUAGGUUUGAUUUUGGGCCUAUGCUUGGUCGUAUGACAAGGCUUGAUAUGGCCGAAACACAAUUUUCUGGAGUGGCAUGGAUUAUGCCCGCCCGUGUUCAAAGUCAACCUGCUCCUUGGGAAAUUCGUCUGAGCCUAGAUGCGGAGAUGAUGGGACUUUUGAGGGAUGAUCAACUUGUGAGGUGGUUGACUGAUGAAGAGGGACCGAAGCUAUAA
Messenger RNA from Penicillium angulare, 1443 nucleotides. RefSeq names its product O-acetyltransferase pyr7 (gene pyr7). The transcript has a single exon. Lineage: Eukaryota; Fungi; Ascomycota; Eurotiomycetes; Eurotiales; Aspergillaceae. The coding region runs from base 1 to 1443 and encodes 480 amino acids. The record is from RefSeq and is a predicted model, not a curated record.